Messenger RNA from Drosophila mauritiana, 2327 nucleotides. Its product is annotated as vesicle-associated membrane protein 2. The transcript is spliced from 7 exons. Gene Ontology annotation, biological process: vesicle-mediated transport; vesicle fusion. The record is from RefSeq and is a predicted model, not a curated record. Bases 557 to 1117 code for a protein of 186 amino acids. Lineage: Eukaryota; Metazoa; Arthropoda; Insecta; Diptera; Drosophilidae. Gene Ontology annotation, cellular component: SNARE complex; plasma membrane. Gene Ontology annotation, molecular function: SNAP receptor activity; syntaxin binding.
CAUCCAGGCAGCUUUUUCCUCAAAUACACAUAACAGUUAGGAAAGCUGCAAGUUUUCGCAGUUGGCCAAAAACGUCCAGUUCCAGCGCUGAGCCAGAAAAUUCCUGCGAAAGGCUGUCGUGGCAAGUGUUACCCGCACACAUACACAUCAUCCAGAUCCAGCCAAUCCCCCCGUGGAGUGGAGUGAAUUUUCAUUGACGACGGGGCGAAAAAGCUCUGGCGGAAGAGCGACAGAGAGAGAGUGAGAGGCGGCACUGAGAGCGCAACCCUCUAGAACAAAAACAACGAAACAGAGUUCAGCUGCACCACCACCCACCACCUACACCACCACCAACGCCACCACCGCCCACUGACCAUCCCACAUCCCGACCUGCGCCAGUGGAAGACAGUGAAAGAGGCCAAGUGCACAGUGCAUAGAGUACCUUCAUCCUAAUCAUCGCCAGCCGAAUUCGCUGAGGCCACCAGAGCACCACCAGCCAACCACAGAAGCAACCACACAGCCACCAGAGCCAUAGCCCAGAAGCCGAGUUAAAGGUCAAAGUUUUUGGGGGUCUGAGAUGGGCAAGAAAGACAAGAACAAGGAACAGGCGGACGCUGCACCAGCUGGCGAUGCACCACCCAAUGCCGGAGCCCCGGCCGGAGAGGGCGGCGAUGGCGAGAUUGUGGGCGGACCACACAAUCCGCAGCAGAUUGCGGCACAGAAGCGUCUGCAGCAGACGCAGGCGCAGGUCGAUGAGGUCGUGGACAUCAUGCGCACGAACGUGGAGAAGGUGCUGGAGCGCGACAGCAAGCUGUCGGAGCUGGACGACCGUGCCGAUGCCUUGCAGCAGGGUGCCUCGCAGUUCGAGCAGCAGGCGGGCAAGCUCAAGAGGAAAUUCUGGCUCCAGAACUUGAAGAUGAUGAUCAUCAUGGGCGUGAUUGGCCUUGUUGUCGUGGGCAUCAUUGCAAAUAAACUUGGACUCAUAGGCGGGGAGCAGCCGCCACAGUACCAGUACCCCCCACAGUACAUGCAGCCACCGCCGCCGCCUCCGCAGCAGCCAGCCGGAGGACAGUCAUCGCUGGUGGAUGGGGCAGGAGCAGGAGACGGAGCAGGAGCUGGCGACCACGGCGGCGUGUAAGCAGUCCCGCUGCCAGGACGAAAGUUUCUCGAUUAGUGUGCUCCUCCAGCGGACGAAAACAAAGCAGAGAAGACAAAAGAAAACCAAGAAAGGAAAACUCAGUUAAACUAGAAAAUCUCGAGAAUUGCAAUGAAAACUCAAUAAUAAUUUCCACUUAGACGAUGUGCACGAGUUGGUGUGAGAGGUUUUAAGUAACUUACGUCAUAAUAUUAAUACUAAAUCUAAUGCAGACGCUCCGGACAAUUUGAAGUUGUUGCUAAUUUGUUUAUGGUUACAUUAUUUCAUGCAUAAAACGGUAUAUAUAAUUAUAAAUAUAAAUACAAUCUAAAUACAAAUACAAAUAUAUGGAACUUGAAUAUUACGAGUGACUCCAACCACUACCCUGUACUACCUGUACUACUAUACGGAACUAGCAUCUCUGCGCUGCACUGGCAACAAGGAGCGCCAGUGGAAGCAGGAGGACAGGCGGUCGCUUCCCGAUGUUCGCAGCUCUUUGAACUCAGUUUCCUUAGCAAAUCGACUAGACAAAACAAACAGAAUCAUAACUAUUUCGGAACAGACGCGAAACCAAAGAAAUGAAAUCUAAGCUUUGUUCCUAAGUAAAGUUACGCAAAUAUGAUAUUCGAAAUGUAUAAUCCAAAAAGAUUAAUUUGAAUCGACGGGCCGCCAGAGAAAACGCAGUUAAAUGUUUUCAAGCAAGUUUACUUAUACAAAAACAGCAAGCGAAGUCGGCUGGAAAAAAAACAAACAAACAAAUGAAGCCAGCAGCAAAAGCUGAUAAACCCAAAGUCUAGUGAAAAUAUACAAGCGAUUCAUUUGCUGCGUUUUGUUUACGUGCGCUAUCAUUACUGUUGUGUUUGAGAAUAGCUCGAAGGGUUCGAUUGAAAGCGGAAUCCAGACAGUUCAACGAUUAAAUUAAGCGCUAGACACAAAAUACGUUGGUUAUCCACAGGACUUAGUUAGCUCGACGAGGCAUACAUAUAUGUUUGUAUAUUUCAAUGUUACGAGUAAUAGACGAGGCGGUACUUAGAGCAUAUAUAUGUACGUGUAUGUAACGAUAUGAUAUCUAGAUCUCACACACUCCACCCGAAACCAUUGCCCCCAUCACAACCGAUAAUCAGGAUCGGAAUCAGAUUCAGGAUCAGAAUCCGAUUCAGAUUCAGAGAGCCACAGCUCUCAGCACAUAUUGUACCCAACUUGUUCCGAAGAU